AUGGAAGAUGAGACAGAAGAUAAUGCAGAAGUAGCUGAUGAUGAGACUGAAUUAUUAAAUGAGACAGAAGAUAAUGUAGAAGUAGCUGAUGAUGAGACUGAAUUAUUAAAUGAGACAGAAGGUAAUGCAGAAGUAGCUGAUGAUGAGACUGAAUUAUUAAAUGAUCCGAUAGAAGAGAUAAAAAAUGAUACGUUAGAAGGUCAACGGAAAGCAAUGUUGAUUCAAGUGACUAAUGCUGAAAACGAUGGCUAUUACGAACAAUAUACCAUCUAUCCCUUAUAUGAAAAGAAAGCAAAUAAAACUGCGACAGCUUUAUAUCAAAUGUUAAAAAUUCAGGACUUGCCUCUGAACAAUCGUGAGCAACAUUUAGAUUUAAUGUGUUUUCCAGAUUUAUAUUCUUCUGGUAUUAAUGGACAACCUGCAGAAUACCCAGACGCAAUGUCGAAAGAAUUGUUGGAAUCUAAUUUGAGUACAAUAUUUGCCACACUUCGAAAUACGGAGCAAUAUUGGUGUAAACCGAGAAACGAUUUAAAUUGUAUGACGCAGCAUUAUGGACCUGCGACAUGGUUUUUAACACUCAGUCCAAGUGAGUGGUUGUGGGAAGAUUUAAGUGAAUAUAUUCGUGAAGUAAAUGAAUGGCAUGACGCUUCCUUAAGCGUUAGCGCACUCGUUGUUAGAGAUCCAGUAUCAACAUCCAGAUUUCUCGAUAAUAAGUUUCGGGCAAUGCUUGACUUCAUUAGGUCUAAAGAUCAUCCAAUUGGAGAAGUAACGCACUAUUUCUGGCGACGAGAAUAUCAAGGUAGAGGUAUACAACAUUUUCACUUAUUAAUUUGGAUUAAAAAUGCACCAAUUUUCGGUGAAUCUACUAUUGAGGAAGUUUCAAAAUUUAUUUCACAACAUAUAAGCUGCACAAUACCGGAUAAAAAUAUUUCGCCAUUGUUGUACAGACGUGUUGAUACGCAUCAGCGACAUACACAUAAUGAUUAUUGUCUUCGUUCUAAAAAAGUAGGACGUAAAGUUAUUCGUCGAUGUCGUUUUGGAUUUCCUCGUCCCGUUACUGAAACUUUGAAUAUCAGGGAUGUGGCAACUUCGAUAGCCGGUAGAAAACAAUUGAAACAUAAAAGUAGACUUUACGAUCUUCCUCGAACAGAUAAUGAAGGUAAUAUAAAUGACUAUAAUCCUGUUCUUCUUACUGCAUGGGAAGGUAAUAUGGAUAUACAAUUUAUUGGUGAAAAAUCAUCGCUGCUAACCUGGUAUGUUACUAAAUAUAUGAAUAAAGCGGGAAAAAGUGAAUUAUCUGAGAAUAUUCUUGAUAGUAAGGAUAACAAAAACAAAUCAUUAGCGAGUCAUCUUUGGAAUAUUGCUUUGCGAUUUACGAAUAAUAGAGAAUGUGGAGCUCUCGAAGCUGCUGAUACAUUGUUAGGUAUUCCUUUGUAUGGAACUGAUCGAGAUACAACCAUCAGAUGGUUAGAUGUUAAUCAAAUACGAUAUAGAAAAUUAAAAAGUCGUAAAGAAAUUGAAGCUCUUGAUCCUGAAUCUACAGAUAUAUUUUAUCAAUCUUUGACAGAUGAUCAUUAUCCACAUAGACCAAACGAAUUAGAAAAUACGUCUCUUUAUGAAUUUGCACAGUGGUACGAUAUCUCAAAGAUCAAACCGAAAAAUAAGUUUAUUGAAUAUUAUAAAAUAGAUAAUGGUUGUUAUCUUAAACGGCGACAGCGCGGAUAUCUUAUUAAUCAUUUUAGAUAUAAUGUUAAUACACAGCCGGAAAAUUAUUUCUUUGCGUUAUUGCUUAUGUUUAAACCAUGGCGAAAAUUAGAGGAUCUUAAAAAUGAAUGCGAUACUUAUACCGAAUCGUUUCACAAAGUAAAACUGCAUCUUGUAGAAGCAUUGCAAUAUCAUGAAAGAUUAGAAGAAUUGCAAAAAGCAUUUGAAACUGCAAAACAGUUAGUUCAGCAAUGCUUAGAUGACGAUUUGCAAAAAGAGCAGUCUCAGGAUGAUCCUGAAAAUGCAAUAGGUAUUCAAAAUAUAGAGGCUGGUGAAGCAAUGCAAGAUUUUAAAGAUCUUGGUGAUAGAGCAAUUCAAGAAAUUGAUGUAUCUGACAUGAUAGUAAAAUUAAAUACGGAUCAAAAACGAGUAUUUGAUAAAGUUACCAAUGUUGUAGAGUCCGAUAAAUCAAUAUUACGAUUAUAUGUUAGCGGAGAAGGUGGUACUGGAAAAAGUUUCUUAAUCAAGACUAUUAAAUGCUGGAUAAAACAAAAUCUCAACAAAGAUACUGCUGUAACAGCACCUACUGGUAUAGCAGCAUUUAAUAUAGAUGGUUUGACAGUUCAUAGAUUGCUUCAAUUACCCGUUGAACAUGGUCAAACUCCUAAGUAUAAACAAUUAUCUGAUUGUGUAUUAAAAGUUUUACGAACAGAUCUUAAAGAUGUUAUUCUUUUCGUAAUUGAUGAAGUGUCAAUGAUAUCUAAUUUGACUUUAAUAUAUAUUCAUCUUCGAUUGUCUGAGAUAUUUGAUACUAGUGAUUGCGAUGAUGGUUGGUUUGGUCGAAAGCAUAUUCUUUUAUUCGGAGACUUGCUUCAAUUGCCUCCUGUACGCGAAGAUCUUAUCUUUACACAUUUAUCCGAUCAAAAAAUUGCUAAUUAUCUUGGUUCUUUAAAUGCUGUUAAUUUAUGGAUUACAUUAUUUGAAUAUGAUGAAUUGAUAAUCAAUAUGCGUCAGCAAGGAGAUAAUUCAUACCGUGAAUUAUUGUCGCGAAUUCGUAUUGGUUUAGUGACAAAAUCUGAUUGUAAAAUUCUAGAGAGUAGAAAAAUAUCUUUCAAAGCUGAUUCUUUCGAAUCUAGAUUAAAUGAAUUAUGUGAUUUUAUUAACAGUUUAUCAUCGGACACUGUUUGUUUAUUUCCUACUUGUAAUAUGUGUGAUGUCCUUAAUAAUGCAAUGUUAAGUCGCAUUACUUCCAAAGAAAUAUUAUUAAUUGCUGAAGAUACGAUUGAUUGUACAUCAUAUGUAAAAAAGAAAGUAUUAAAAGUAUUGUCAAAUAACGAUGAUGAUAGUUCUCGAACAGCUGGACUUUCAAAACAAAUUACAAUUAAAAUUGGAGCAAAAGUUAUGAUUCGGCGUAACAUCGAUGCCAGUUUGGGUCUUGUAAACGGUACAAUUGCUAAAGUAAUUUCAAUUGUACGAGAAACAUCUACUGAUGACGUAGAAAAGAUUAAACUUCUUUUACCAUCAGGUUUAGAAUAUGAAAUUGAAAGAGUAACGGCUAAAUUUCAGGUAUUGGAUAGAGCGUAUGUGAUUCGAAAACAAUUUCCAUUAUCUUUAAGUUAUGGCAUCACUAUUCAUAAAAGCCAAGGAUUAAGUUUGCAAAGUGUUGUUAUGGAUAUUGGCAACUCUGUAUUUAGUUGUGGUCAAAUUUAUGUUGCCUUGUCGCGAGUAACAUCUCUAGAAGGAGUGCAUUUAAUUAACUUUGAUCCUUCAGCAGUAAUAGCUAACGAAAAAGCUAUUAUUGAAUAUAAUCGUUUAAAACAGAUAUACAAUCCGAAAGCAGAAAUGAUUGCUGUGUCAAAAGAACGUUGUCGUAAAGUAAAAGAUGUUCCAUGGGCGUUACCAAAAAUAGUUACUUCUGUUCAAAAAUCAAAUUCAGAUCGAAAAAUUCAACAUACGGUUUCAAAGAAAAGAAUUCAAAGCACUGCUUGGAUCAUACGUGGUUUUCAGAAUACAGACAAGAUUUCAUGUUAUGCAAAUACAGUAUUGCAAUGUUUAUUACAUUUAAAUAUUAUUAGGCAGCAGUUGAUUAAUUGCGACAAAACAGACGUUUUACGUAUAUUAAUGCAUCGAUAUGAAAAUGGAAUGCGAAAUCUAAAUACAUAUGCAAUACGGCAAUGUUUAGGAGAAUAUUUUUCGAGUAUGAUAAGACAAAACGCGUACGAUUUUCUUACGGCACUUUGCGAAAAAUAUGAUUGCAUUACAAAUUUGAUACAACAUCAACACAAGAUGGUAAAUUAA
Messenger RNA from Nylanderia fulva, 4002 nucleotides. The record is from RefSeq and is a predicted model, not a curated record. Lineage: Eukaryota; Metazoa; Arthropoda; Insecta; Hymenoptera; Formicidae.